Messenger RNA from Electrophorus electricus (electric eel), 2893 nucleotides. The record is from RefSeq and is a predicted model, not a curated record. Lineage: Eukaryota; Metazoa; Chordata; Actinopteri; Gymnotiformes; Gymnotidae.
GAGGAGGCUUUGCUAGUCGUUCGUUCACUGAAAUUUGGGCAGAGAGGAAUUGAGAGCUGAAGCGCCAACACGGAUUUUCUUUGGGACAAACGCACAGGCCUCGCUGCUAAAACGAUGCCUUACUCCAGGCGGUACCUGUCCACAGAGCGGGUAAGCCGCAGCAGCUAUCAGGAACGGCAUCGUGAGCGAGACCGAAUGCGAGGUAGGAAGCAGCGACACCGCCGCUCGCCUUCCUUCUCCUCCAGCAGCGACCGAGAGAGGCGGGGACGAGCACACCGGCAGGAGGGUGGAUACGCACGCUCCAGGAGUUAUGACAACCGUUCUCCAGACCGACGUCCGUACAACAGACGUUAUUGUGAGAGCUACCGGCGACAGGACCACAGCAGAGAGCGGGAGCGCGUUACUCUGGAUGACUACUACUCUCAUGACGCUUCGCCCAGCUAUGACUACCGCCGCGCACAUGAGCGGGACCGUGGAGACUCGCGCCGGCAGAAAGGCAGCAGGCGUAAGCACAAACGAAGGCGGCGUAGAACCAGGUCCUUUAGCCCAUCCUCCUCGCAGCGGAGUGACAGCGGGACGCGGGCGCUGUGUGUGAGGGACGACGAGGAGGGUCAUCUGAUCUGUCGGAGUGGCGACGUCCUGCAAGAGAGAUAUGAAAUUGUUGGCACUUUGGGGGAGGGCACAUUUGGGAGAGUGAUGGAGUGCAUCGACCAUCGCAGGGGUGGAGCUCACGUUGCUUUGAAGAUCAUUAAAAAUGUUGAAAAGUACAAGGAAGCCGCGCGACUGGAGAUCAAUGUAUUGGAGAGGAUCAAUGAGAGAGACCCCGAAAAUAAAAAUCUUUGUGUUCGGAUGUUUGACUGGUUUGACUACCAUGGGCACAUGUGUCUCAGUUUUGAGCUAUUGGCUCUCAGCACCUUUGACUUCCUGAAGGAAAACAACUACCUGCCCUACUCCAUCAGUCAGGUCCGGCACAUGGCUUACCAAAUCUGCCUUGCUGUGAAAUUUCUACAUGAUCACAAGUUGACCCAUACAGACUUGAAACCAGAAAACAUCCUCUUUGUCAACUCUGACUUCACUAUAACAUACAAUAUAGAAAAGAAGAGAGAGGAGCGCACAGUGAAGAGUACGGCAGUUAGAGUAGUGGAUUUCGGUAGCGCCACAUUCGACCAUGAGCAUCACAGCACAAUCGUCUCCACGAGACAUUAUCGUGCACCUGAGGUCAUUCUAGAGUUGGGCUGGAGUCAGCCUUGUGAUGUGUGGAGCAUUGGCUGCAUUCUCUUUGAGUACUACCUUGGUUUCACACUCUUCCAGACUCAUGACAAUCGGGAACACUUAGCAAUGAUGGAGAGAAUAUUGGGCCCUGUUCCAUCCAGGAUGAUCCGCAAAACCAGAAAACAGAAGUACUUCUACCGUGGGCGACUGGACUGGGAUGAAAAUUCCUCAGCAGGACGAUAUGUUAGAGAGAACUGCAAACCCUUGCGGCGGUAUAUCCUGUCAGAGGCUGAGGAGCAUCACCAGCUGUUUGACCUGAUCGAGGCCAUGUUAGAGUAUGAGCCAUCUAAACGCAUCACUCUGGCUGUGGCCCUCAGACACCCCUUCUUUCAGAGCCCAAUCAAUGCUAAUGAUCAGCCUCCAGGCAAGAGCUGGGAGGGCAACCGUGACAUUAGCCGGUGACGUUGGACCCCAUCUGCCUUCGUUUUGCGCCAAAAAACCUUUAGCUCUCAUGGAAUAGGUGCUGAGAUUUAGGGUGGAACUGAGCUUGUAUGCCAAGUUUGGUAUUAACCUGGUGAAACAUUUCUUUAUUUUAAAGCAAACUCGUUGACCCAAGUACUUUUAUGAAAGGCUGGGUUAUAGGGUUGCACUGCUCUAUCAACUGAAUUCUUACAUGAAAAAUGAUGUGGGUCAUGCAAUGAGGGCUUGUUUUGUCUUAAAGUGGAGCUGCUUAGUUAUUUUGCAGAUCAGAUGCAGUACUGCUUUAUUUAUUUACAUGUACAUCCCGAGUAACGACAACUCAAUGUACAAUUUUUGGGUAGGAGUACCAUAAGAUCCAAUCCUUAUGAGAAUUUAGGAAUCUGAAGAAAUGUCUCAAUCUCAAGCAUAGUCUUCCACAGACCAAGGACAAAUUGGGAGGAAUUUUACCCAAUAUAGAAGGUGCAAAGUCCAUGGCAAAACUGAGAAAAGUCCGGUCUAUACUUGCAUAUAUGACUGGACAAAAGAGCAAAGUGGUCAAGAGAAUCAUGUCCUGGAGCAUAUUUGUUGUAGCAAAACAAAAAACGAGGUUUAUGGUGGUGUUCCCCCCCCCCCCCUUUUUUUCCCCUUUCUUUCUUUGGAAUGUAUUGAAUUUCAGAUGUAUCCAGGGCCCCAAAUUGAGCACCUUGGUUCCAUUCUGCCAUGCUAGAUUACAUUGCCAUACCAUCAGAAUAAGCUCAGUUCUUCCAGCUAUCAGCCCAUCACUGAGGCCAAAUAACCUUCCUUCACUUGCCUUUUAGACAAGCACUCCUCUUCGUACAAGAUGUUUCAACUGUCUCUCCAGGAGCUACAGUUUUACUGUGUAGUUCCUUUUUUUUGAAAGACACUUUUUGAAAUCUUUGUCUCACAUGUUUUAGCAAGGCUGAGACAUGCAUACACAUGCUCUUGUGUUGGUAUAAUGUUCAAGAUUUUUGUCCAUGUUCUCAAGCACAGAGCUUUUGUGUCCCUGUCAUUCUUGCCAGCACAGGUUUACAGUAUUUAUUUUCACAUCUAACUCAGCAUUAAUUCAGUCUGUGUUUUGUAUGAAGUAAACUGUGUAAAUCUGUACAUAUAAAUAUAUGUAUCUAUGACUGUAUAGAAUAAAGGCUCUGUCCAUGUGCCUGAUGUUUAUUGAAGUUGUGGCAGCUAUACAGGCAUCAAAUGA